Messenger RNA from Symbiodinium necroappetens, 207 nucleotides. Lineage: Eukaryota; Dinophyceae; Suessiales; Symbiodiniaceae. The record is from the annotation of a GenBank genome assembly.
GAUCCGGCAUUGAUACGAACAUUGAAGAUUCCUAGCAAUGCUGUGGACUCGGCGCUCCAGCGCUGCCCUGACUGGUUCUCCAUCGUGAGAGUUGUCUUAGAAUGCCGGCUGGAGCCCGACGAGCCAGCCUGCGUGGACUGCAUCGAAACCCAGGAUGAGUGCGGGCGGACUGUUGGAAGACACGAAGCCUACACGUGUUGGGCCUAG